AUGCCUGAUCAGGCUCCUCCCACCGGCGAUGCCGUCGCCGCGCAGGCACCAGAUGAUUGGACCGCAAAGGCGUGGAGCAUCGGCAAGAAUGUCGCCUUCUUCAUCGCCAUUCAAUUCGCGAUGCGCCAGUUUAUGGGCGGUGCUAAGACGCCAGCACCAACCCCAGAUAUGGCCGCUGCUCCAGGAGUACAAUCGGUAGAAGUAGGAGAAUACAGUGCGAUUCCUCAAGGACUCUUCCCGCUCUGGCCGAGCAACACCUCUGUUGACAUCAGCAUGUACAUUUCGCCCAGCGUCAUUAUGCCGGGGUUCAAAGCCAUGCCGUAUGAGAACCUGAUAGUUCGUGAGACGGACUUCUCGUUGGACAGAGCAAAGAAUGAUCACCGAGAGGUGCAAAAGAGCUUCAAGGUUCCCCCGAGUGUACAGAAGAACGGAACAUUAUGGGCACACAUCUUUGUCGGUAUGACUGGUGCAGAGCUCGACCCUGCUGCUCCCUCGUACGAUCCUUCGAAGGCGUACCGUAUGAUCAGACCGUUGACCCAAUAUCUCGGAAAGAAGAAAGUACGCAAAACGAGGAGUCUUCUGGGAGGCGCGGACGACACCGAAGAGGUUGAAGAGCCGGAAGUAGAGGACACGGCUACGAUCGCAUCUUACUACCACCCGAACUUCACGUUAUCGUUCAUCCCAGACACCGGCACUGUUCAAUGGCCAACUCUUCAUCCAGCAAUGAGGCAGUUCUACACCUUGGAGCAGACGGGCCGCCGCGACGAGACUGGCAAGAACUCCUGGUACUACCCCGUGCUGUACUUGAACACCUUCUGGCAGUUGAGAUCCCAUAUGACUGAGCUGAACACUACCCACCCUGUGGACCAUCUGCCAAUCAACGUCAACAUUGGCACACUUCGCAAUUGGCAAUUCGGUGUCAUGGCCAGCAUGGACGAGGGAAUGAAAGAAACUGCACGGAAGUCUGCUCGCGGCGAGACUACGCCAGGAGGUGGUGACGGGUCUGAGAUGGAAAUGAUCAAGGAGACUCUGCUCGACACCAACCCAUGGCUCCUUGGAACAACGGUCUUCGCUAGCGUGCUGCACAUGAUCUUCGAGCUGCUUGCCUUCAAGUCUGAUGUCUCCCACUUCCGCAAGAAGAAGGACAAUGUUGGAGUUUCUGUACGAACGAUCCUGUCGAAUGUGGUGAUGCAGCUCAUCAUCUUCUUGUACCUCAUGGAUAACAAUGAGUCUACCAGCUGGAUGAUUCUCUUCGGACAAGGCAUGGGAAUCGCGAUCGAGGCUUGGAAGAUCACCAAGACGGUCAACGUACGUGUUAGGCAGCCCGCUCCUGAUAGCUACGCCCACAAGCUCGGCCUGCCUUACAGUGUGGUGUUCGAGGACAAGCACAAGCUCAGCGAGACUGAGGAGAAGACUGAGGAGUACGACAAGAUUGCCUUCAAGUACAUGGGUAUCAUCGCUGUUCCGCUUCUGCUUGCUUACGCCGCCUACUCGCUGGUCUACGAUAMCCACAAGAGCUGGUACAGCUUCAUCAUCGCAACGCUGGUGGGCAGCGUGUACGCCUAUGGUUUCCUGAUGAUGAUACCAAGUCUGUACAUCAACUACCGUCUCAAAUCGGUUGCCCACAUGCCUGCUAGGGCUAUGAUGUACAAGUUCCUCAACACCUUCAUCGACGAUCUCUUUGCUUUCACCAUCAAGAUGCCGCUUCUUCAUCGUCUUGCGACUCUCCGUGACGAUGUUAUCUUCUUCUUCUACCUGUACCAAGCAUGGGCUUACAAGGUUGACCACACUCGGGUCAAUGAAUUCGGUCAAGGUGGUGACGAAGAAGAGGUUGAGAGCAAGAAGGCUGCGAAGCCACUUUCAGCACCUGCAGGCGGGAAAAUCACUGAUAGUGACGGCAAACUCAAGGCAGACCUUGACAGCAAGGCCGAGGGAGCUGUGAGCAGCGCAAAGGAGAAGGCGAGCGCCAGAAAGCGCAAGGCAUAA
Messenger RNA from Ramularia collo-cygni, 1986 nucleotides. RefSeq names its product related to cleft lip and palate transmembrane protein 1 (CLPTM1). Bases 1 to 1986 code for a protein of 661 amino acids. The transcript is spliced from 3 exons. Gene Ontology annotation, cellular component: endomembrane system; membrane. The record is from RefSeq and is a predicted model, not a curated record. Lineage: Eukaryota; Fungi; Ascomycota; Dothideomycetes; Mycosphaerellales; Mycosphaerellaceae.